AUGGAGCAGAUCCUCCUGGAAGAUAUGUCGAAACUCAUAGAAGACGGGGAGGUGAUUAGAGACAGCCAACACAGCUUCACCAAGGGCAAACCGUGCCUGACUAAUCUGGCAGCCUUCUACAACAGAAAACACUGGCCCCCCGGGACGCAGUGCGUCACCAAGCACGACCACACCAAGCCCAAGGCCCGGGAGCUGGCCUUCCGCAAGGGCGACGUGGUCACCAUCAUCGAGGCCGUGGAGGGCAAAGGCUGGUACCACGCCAGGCACAACGAGACGGGGCAGGAGGGGCUGCUGGCGGCCAGCGCGCUGCGGGAGCGCGGCGCCAUCCGCGUCGACCCCAAGCUCAGCCUCAUGCCCUGGUUCCACGGGAAGAUCUCGGGGGUGGAGGCAGUGCAGGAGCUGCAGCCUGCCGAGGACGGGCUGUUCCUGGUGCGUGAGUCUGUCCGGCACCCCGGUGACUACGUGCUCUGUGUGAGCUUCGGCAAGGAGGUGAUCCACUACCGCGUGAUGCAUGAGGAGAACACGCUCAGCAUCGACAGCCAGCAGUACUUCUCCAACCUCAUUGACAUGAUCGAGCACUACAUGAAGGAGCAGGGAGCCAUCUGCACCAAGCUGGUGAAGCCCAAACCAAAAACUGGGAUGAAGUCGGCCGAGGAGGAGUUGGCCAAAGCCGGCUGGUUGCUGAACCUGCAGCACCUCAUGCUGGGAGACCGCAUUGGGCAAGGAGAGUUCGGAGAUGUCCUGCAGGGUGAGUAUAUGGGGCAGAAAGUGGCCGUGAAGAACAUCAAGUGCGACGUAACCGCCCAGGCCUUCCUCGCUGAAACGGCUGCCAUGACGAAAGUCCGGCACAAAAACCUGGUAUGUUUGCUCGGUGUGAUCCUGCACAACGGCCUCUACAUCGUCAUGGAGUUCAUGAGCAAGGGCAACCUGGUGAACUUCUUGCGCACGCGGGGCCGGGCGCUUGUCCCGACCCAGCAGCUCCUCCUGUUCGCUCUGGACGUGGCCCAGGGCAUGGACUACCUGGAGUCCAAGAAGCUGGUGCACAGGGACCUGGCUGCCCGCAACAUCCUCAUCUCCGAGGAGAAUGUGGCCAAAGUGAGCGAUUUUGGCUUAGCCCGGGUCAAUCCCAAGGGUGCAGAUGCCACUUUGCUGCCCGUGAAGUGGACAGCCCCGGAGGCCCUGAAACACAACAAAUUCUCCUCCAAGUCGGAUGUGUGGAGCUACGGGAUCCUCCUGUGGGAAGCCUUCUCCUUCGGACGAGCGCCCUACCCCAAGCUGAGCCUGAAGGAAGUGAUGGAGCUGCUGGAGCAGGGGUACCGCAUGGAGCCCCCCGAGGGCUGCCCGCCCGCCGUCUAUGCCCUGAUGAAGAGCUGCUGGGAGCUGGAGCCAGGCAAGCGGCCGUCCUUCAAGAAACUCACGGAGAAGCUGCAGAAGGAGUUGAAGCGCCUGAGGGACGUUUAACCCCUGUCCCGUUCCCAGGACCCAUGGCCAGAAGCCCCCCAGACCCGCCAGGGUUGGGAGCGGCACAGCAAGGGGUGGCCGGGCAGCGGGGUGGCCCGCAGUGCCGCUCUCUCCCAGUGGAGAUGGGGCAGCAGCUUAGGGGGUUCUCUCCUCCCCUGGGGCACCCAAAGAGGAGGCAACAGCCUCCCUC
Aptenodytes forsteri (emperor penguin) is the source of this 1651-nucleotide messenger RNA. It is a transcript of the gene MATK, whose product is annotated as megakaryocyte-associated tyrosine kinase. Gene Ontology annotation, biological process: protein phosphorylation. NCBI's taxonomy places the organism in Eukaryota, Metazoa, Chordata, Aves, Sphenisciformes, Spheniscidae. Gene Ontology annotation, molecular function: ATP binding; protein binding; protein tyrosine kinase activity. The record is from RefSeq and is a predicted model, not a curated record. The transcript is spliced from 12 exons. Bases 1 to 1461 code for a protein of 486 amino acids.